Trichoplusia ni (cabbage looper) is the source of this 2684-nucleotide messenger RNA. It is a transcript of the gene TfAP-2, whose product is annotated as transcription factor AP-2-epsilon. Bases 150 to 1184 code for a protein of 344 amino acids. Gene Ontology annotation, biological process: regulation of transcription by RNA polymerase II; anatomical structure development; regulation of cell population proliferation. NCBI's taxonomy places the organism in Eukaryota, Metazoa, Arthropoda, Insecta, Lepidoptera, Noctuidae. The record is from RefSeq and is a predicted model, not a curated record. Gene Ontology annotation, molecular function: RNA polymerase II transcription regulatory region sequence-specific DNA binding; DNA-binding transcription factor activity, RNA polymerase II-specific. The transcript has 9 exons. Gene Ontology annotation, cellular component: nucleus.
GCAGCGGCGGGCUGGGUCUCGGCGGCGGCGGGUUCCGCGGCGGCGGGCAGCCCUCGCUGGCAGACUUCCAGCCGCCGUACUUCCCGCCGCCCUUCGCGCCGGCGCCGCACCCCGCCAGCCCGCAUCAUCAGCAACAGCAGAGCCAUGGCAUGGAGUACAGCGGCGGCGGCGGCGAGUACGCGCAGCACUACGCGCCCCAGCAGCUGCUGCCGCGCCACCACGCGCACCACGAGCCGCACGCGCACCUGCGCCACCACCGCGACCACCACGACGUGCAUGCACACCACUUAUCGCACGGCGGAUUCAGCUAUGGCGGCGGCGAGCGGCGCGCGGACUACGGCACGAGGGAGCAGCACGAGCUGGCGCUGCACCACGCGCUGCACUCCGCCGAGGAGACGCCGAAUGCUGGCAUGGAUGACACUACCGGGUUCAUGACGGACCUUCCUCUAUUAAAAACUAUGAAAGGUCGCGACGGUCUGGGCGGCACGGGUUCCUGUGCACCAAACGACGUGUUCUGCUCAGUUCCGGGACGACUCUCACUGCUGUCCUCGACCAGCAAGUACAAGGUCACCGUGGCAGAGGUCCAGAGGAGACUGUCGCCCCCGGAGUGCCUGAACGCGUCGCUUCUCGGUGGAGUGUUGCGAAGAGCAAAGAGCAAAAAUGGCGGGCGAUUACUGCGUGAAAAAUUGGAAAAGAUUGGCCUAAACCUGCCGGCAGGGCGACGGAAAGCUGCCAACGUUACGCUGCUAACCUCGUUAGUAGAAGCUGAAGCAGUACACUUGGCCCGCGACUUCGGCUACGUGUGCGAGACCGAGUUCCCUGCGCGUGCGCUGGCCGAGUACCUCGCGCGGCAGUACGCCGAACACGACGCCAGGCGCCGGAGGGAUCUGCUGCAGGCAACUAAGCAGGUGAUCAAGGAGCUGAUGGACCUGCUGAACCAGGACCGCUCCCCGCUGUGCAACACGCGGCCGCCGCACCUGCUGGAGCCCGCCAUCCAGCGCCACCUCACGCACUUCUCACUCAUCUCACACGGCUUCGGCGGACCCGCUAUAGUCGCCGCCUUGACUGCUAUACAGAAUUUCCUAAACGAGUCUUUAAAGCAUUUAGACAAGUUAUAUCCUCAAAGUGGAAUGGUGUCAUCAUCAAUGGACAAAACAAAGAUGGACCCCGACAUCAAGAAGUAACGCUUGCGGCACGACGGUGACGUCGGCCCCUGCAGCAACACAACACGCGCAACGAAAACAUACUUCAUGCGCAAACUGUGCAACGAGAACGAGGCUAAGGUGACAACCGUUCAGCCAAGUUUAUGAUUACAUGAAACUGCCAUACAAUGUGCGUAUGAACGAAUGCAUGGAGAUUGCGUAUUUAUUUUUAUGAUGAUCUUCGAUCGAGGCGACCCGCAUACAAAUAAAGUGCAAUUAUAAUACUCAUGAUUGUGAGAUACCUGUAAAUAUAGUCUAGAGUAAACAUUUAGUAUUAAUUUAAGCAUUUAUAGCGGAUAAAUUUCAGCUCAACCAGUGAUUUUUGUAAUUUCAAAAUAAUAUUUUUUAAUAAAAAUAAUAUAUUUCACAUCCACCGCAAUAACGACACAUAUCAAUGAUGUAAAUAGUAAUAUUACAAAAGUUCGUAUCAUUUUUGCCCAAAAGUUGUCAACCUGUUUUUAGAUAAAAAGAAAUAAAACCUCUUUAGUUGUUAAUUAGGUUAGUUUUGCUAGUGACUCAAUGUGAAAGUGUGCCAAUUAGUUUUAAUUGUGGUAACACCUUAACGGGUUCCCAAAUUUAAGUAUUUAAUUAAUAUUUAUUGUGGCUUGUACAUAAUACUCAUAAAAUUACUAUUCACUUGCCUAAUGUUUAGUUUUUUCUAAAAUUAUUCUAGUAUUCGGACAUCUAUCUAUUACUCCGGUCUUAUGGUUAAGCAACAUUGUUCUUUGUUUAAAUACUUUUAAAUUUUAAUUCGUGAUAUUGUCAUUCUUUUUUCAAUUACCAACAUGCAGAAAAAAUAUGUCACAAAUAUUAUCAAGUCAACAGUUUGCAAGGUGCAAUUGGUGCCAAACAUGACUUAAUUGAUAAAUAAUAAAUCAAAACUUGUAACAAAAGCGUAAAUACUUUAGUAUUUCGAAUACUUUGAAAUACAACAGUAUAUUUUAGACAAAGAUUUAAAUAACAUGAUGACAAUAGAAUGAAAUGUGGAAACCUUACUAUUGUGCCAACGCAUGGCUGUUUCGAAUUACGAAUUAAUUAAUACUUUGUAAAUAUCUAAGCUAUUUAAGCCCUACUUUUAAAAAUUAAAGUGUAAAGUCCUAUUUUUACCUCAUUUUGUAUUAUUUUACAGUCUUGAUAAUACUCUAUUAUCGGGUUAUUCAAUUAAAAUUGAUGAAAAAAUUGACUAACUUAUUGAUACAGUUUCAAUCUCUGUUAACCUGUUGGGAGGCCUGCCACCACAUCUUAAAUAAGAGUGUUGUAGUUGUGGAAGAAAGAUGCCGCUCUACGCCGCUGAGUGCGCUGUCUCACUCCCACAACGAUUUUACUUUAAAAGCAGGUAUCAGGUCCGGCCAGAAAAUAUCACUUCUGAUCGCAAUAGUAUUUUUUUAUAAUUACCCAUUGCAACACUACUUUGAAUGCCAGCACUACUGGGCCCCGAUUAUGCUAUUAACAAUGGUCGAUGAAUGAAUGGCAAUUGGAUUA